Ostreobium quekettii is the source of this 1713-nucleotide messenger RNA. The record is from the annotation of a GenBank genome assembly. NCBI's taxonomy places the organism in Eukaryota, Viridiplantae, Chlorophyta, Ulvophyceae, Bryopsidales, Ostreobiaceae.
AUGAAGAUCCCCGUGCUCAUCACGCCCCAGAGCAAGCAGCAGGUCCUGCGGGUGGACGUCACCUACUUCGACCCCUUCACCGGGGCUCCGUACAGCGCCAAGCCCAUCAUUGUCAUUGUCGAGCGCACGCUGGUCAAGCGCCCGGUGUACAUCGUCCCCAACCCCAUGGUGGACACGACUAGGGUCCGCUACCGUUGCGCAGAGGACAUCGAGAAGGCCGUCAUCUACAGCAGCGAAGGGAAGUACAAGGAGGCGAAGGCCCUCCUGGAUGGCACUCUCGCUUACAUUGCCGGCUCCAGUGUGUGGAACGUCGAGGAGGUGCAGCAAUACAGGGAGGACUGCAUCGUUGUGCAGAAGGUCGUUGAGAAGCCGCAGGUGAUUCCCCCACCCGUCGCGUCGGGCUACAUCGCCGCCGCGCACAUCAUGGGCAACCAGCGCGCCGCGGGCGUGACCAACGACCUGCACAGCCCGGCCAUCUGGGUCACGGAACCCAAGCAGGAGGAAGCCAAGAAGGCCAAGAAGUUCGCGGAGCCCGUGAUCCCCGCUGAGGCGCGCUCCACCGCCGUCGGCUUCGCCAACGCCAACGUCAAUGAUGACGGCACAGUCAGCGCAGAGGCCACCAACGAAGCAUCCGUCGAGGGGGCGGAUUCCUCCGCGACUUCCACGGCUGAGUCCACGGCCAAUGGGGAGGGCGCGGAUGCCGAGUCCGUGGCAAUUGCCGUGGCGGACUCCGGCGACACUGAGGACGGCAUGGCGGACGCCACUGCCACGGCCACCUCGACCGCCACUGGCGAAGACGCCGUUGCGACGUCCACCGGGGCUGCCUUCGCGGUCGCGGGGCAGGACGGCGGCCAGGCAACCGCCACCACGAACUCCCAGGCAUUCGCCUCCGCGCCCGAGGAGGGCGAUGCGACCGCAAUCGCCACCGGCGCGUCGGUCGCGAUAGCGCCGGGCGACCAGGCCACCGCAACGACGAACAGCUACGCGGAGGCGACGGCUCCCGAGGGGGCCGCGACGGCCAUCGCCGCCAGCGGGGCGCUCGCGGUCGGGGAGGACGCCACGGCGUCCGCCCCCGCGGAGGCAUACGCCCAGGGGGAGACGGCCACGGCGGUGUCCGUCGGCGGUGCGGCCGCGGUCGCGGGCGACGAGGGCGAUGCAAGGGCGACGGGAUCGUCGGAUUCGACCGCCCAGGGGGAGGAAUCCGCCACGGCGGCGUCCGUCGGCGGGGCGGCCGCGUUCUCCGGCGACGGCGGCAGUUCCGAGGCGGUCGGCAGCGCGGACGCCACCGCCGUGGCGACCGAGGGCCCGGCGGUGGCCACCGGCAACGCCGGCGCGCUCGCCGUGUCGGGAGAAGACGGCACAUCGGAUGCGACGGCAAACGGCUUUGGCUCCGCGUCGGGGACCGAUGCCACGGCUGUGGGGACCGGCGACGCGGCUGCGGCCGCCGGGGAGGACGUGGCCACGGCCAGCGGGGCGGGCAGGGUGGACGUGACGGGUGACAGCGCCACGUCGGUCGCGUCGGGCACCGCCGAGGGGGACGAGGCCAGCGCUUCGGCGUCGGCGGUCGCGGUCAGCGGGCCCGGCGGCCCGCGGGGGCGCGCCUCUGGCUUCGGCAGCGCCGAGAGCGGCGGCGCCACGGCGGAGGCCAACGGCACGGCGGAGGCCUUCGCGCCGGCGCCCGCGCCGGAGGAGUACGUUGGAGGCGGCAAAUAG